Molecule: messenger RNA, 375 nt
Organism: Eruca vesicaria subsp. sativa (arugula)
Lineage: Eukaryota; Viridiplantae; Streptophyta; Magnoliopsida; Brassicales; Brassicaceae
Source: the annotation of a GenBank genome assembly
AUGUGUCUCAGAUUUGGCAACAGGAUCAUAAACAAGAGGACUUCAUGUUCGUGUGGUGUGGAGCACGUGCAGCAGUCUAGGUGUGCAGAGGAGUUCAAGCUGAGGAAGAAGAAGAACGAUGAGCUCAAAACCGCAGCCAAAGACAGAGGCGAGACUAUGAGCACCAAGAGACAGCCUAAAGGACCCAAACCAGGAUUCAUGGUUGACCUUGGAGACUGUAACCCCAAUCCUUUACGACGUUGUCAACGAUCUCAAGGGAGGCAACUAGUGUUCUACUUUCUUACCCCCAGUGUUUUGGAGCUUUCAAACCAAAAUCUGAUUUUAAAUGACAGAUGUUUUGUUGUUUUUGAUAAGUUUUGUGUCUACCAGUUUUAA